Molecule: messenger RNA, 537 nt
Organism: Microsporum canis CBS 113480
Lineage: Eukaryota; Fungi; Ascomycota; Eurotiomycetes; Onygenales; Arthrodermataceae
Exons: 1
Coding region: 1-537 (178 amino acids)
Biological process (GO): regulation of DNA-templated transcription
Molecular function (GO): DNA-binding transcription factor activity
Source: RefSeq, a predicted model, not a curated record
AUGUCGCGAGAGCAACUCGACGACAUAUGGCGGCGUCGCGGCUUUCCAGAGUACCAGAUUGCCGGCAUGAUGCCAGAGGAGAGAAACCUGGCAAUCCUGCACGCCGACGAGCUGCGUGGGCACACAUGCUCACCUCCGCAACAGCAGGACCCACAGCCGACAGCACCACUGCCACCGCAGCUGUCGGAGCCACUAGUACCACCGCCAGCCCUUUCUGCCCAGCUUUCACGGCAGCCAAUCUCUCUCUCUGGCUUCACCCAGGCCCAGAGGGCUGCCCGAGUCCGGGAACAAAACCGGAAUGCCGCCGACAGGCACCGGACCCGGAGGAGACAGGCGGAGGCGAGAAGGGCCCAGGAGAUGCGCGAAACCCAACAGCGCGUCGACAGGUACCAGCGAGCAUACGAGAUGAUGCUUGCUGCUGUCAACAACUCCAUCAGCAGCGUUUCCUUGCAGCAGUUGACGGCGGAGCAGGCCAUGGAGCUCCUGCGACAUGAAGCUGCGGGGGUCGAGGCAAGCCUGCGGGUGGAUGGAGGAUAG